UUUUAGUGCAUGGAUACAAGAUUAAUUCAAUUUUUGUAUUAGAUGAAACAACGGAUGUGCCCUACGAAAGACUUUAUGAGACCUUCGGUCGCGUAGAGACAAUCUCUGGUACACUCGAAAUAAUAAACACCACUUUCACAAAUCUUACUUUCUUCUUUUCUUUAUUUGGAUUAUUCAAUUAUUUCGAAACUGGUUGCGAGCUGGAUUUUGCGCUUACUAACAACUGCACAGCAAUCUAUGGAAUCUUGUAUCUGCUUGGCACUCAUGCUCCUUCGCCACAAGUACUAAGGAAGAAAUUCGGCAAUGUUAAAAGCAUUGUUGGAGAAAUUGCAGUCGUGGACACAGCCUAUGAAAAACUCGCGUUUUUAGAAAAUAUGGAAAGCGUGCAGAUUUUCUACCUGCGUGAUGGUAACUGUUAUUUUUUCAUCCUCGCAUUUCCACCGCUUACGCAGAGUUUGCUUUCCUUGUCACUUGUUUCCAUAUCCUUCUAUCUGAGGCAAGGUCUCUAUCUAUUCCAGGUUCUCGCAGGUCGGCCUUGA
Molecule: messenger RNA, 539 nt
Organism: Cylicostephanus goldi
Lineage: Eukaryota; Metazoa; Nematoda; Chromadorea; Rhabditida; Strongylidae
Source: the annotation of a GenBank genome assembly